Messenger RNA from Odontomachus brunneus, 1195 nucleotides. Its product is annotated as coiled-coil domain-containing protein 43. Lineage: Eukaryota; Metazoa; Arthropoda; Insecta; Hymenoptera; Formicidae. The record is from RefSeq and is a predicted model, not a curated record. The transcript is spliced from 3 exons. Bases 331 to 954 code for a protein of 207 amino acids.
CCGUGUGUCAGGUGCGCUGCUCGAUAUCACGUGUCUGGCCACUGCGCGCAUAUUGAUAUUGUCUAUAUACAUCUCCUCACGAUAUAUAGCUCACACAAGAAGCUGUUGCGAGAGACAGGUAAAGCGUCAAGCUGCGAAGCGGUGCACGACGCACGACGAUCUCCCAACGUCGAGGUGACUGAGGAGAGCAAGUUAGGUUAUUCGGCGAUCAUCCUGAUACCAGCUAUCAAAAUGUGACGACUUGCGCGUGGCCGAGACAGUUCUCUUCACUUCUAUCUUUAGUCGAGCGUGCACAAAUAAGUACCGGAGAAUUCCAAAAAGCCGAAAAACAUGGCGGUCGCGGCGAGCUCCUUCGACGCCUGGCUCAGCGAGAAGCUCCAGGCUCUCAACACGGAUGAGAGCGUCUUCGGUACGUACAUCAAGGGUAUCCUCGAGGGCGACGAGUCUGAGGAUGAGAAAACCGAAGCGCUCGAGAGCAUACUCGCGGGUAUAACGGAGGACAACAUCAGCAAGCAUGUAGCAGAGAUUUUAAGUGCUUGGGCGGAAUGGUUGCCAUCAGAGGAUGUAGCCGCCGCAACUGUACCGACGGAGGACGUCGAUGUUCGAUUGGCACGAAUGCUGGAGUCGCAAAGUCUACCUACGACCACACAGAGAAGUUACACAGAAGAAGAGAGACGAAUUCGAGAGGCUAUUUUAGCGCAGUAUAGUCAAAUGUCCGACGAGGAGAAUAGCGAAGGGGACGGAGAGGAGGACGGCGGAGGUGGAGACUGCGGGAUCGAAAAGAAUUUGAAUGCAGCUACUAUCAUACAACAAGAGCGAGAGAAGAGAGAAAAGGCCAAGCUCGAGAGCCAGAAGAAGAAAGAGAAGGACAAGGAGGACAGAGAGAAACAAAAGCAACUGAAAGAAGAGAAGAAGGAGAAGAGAAAAACCCAGAAGGGAGAGAGGCGAAGGUAGCAUCGAAACGGGAGCGAUGCGGGAUUUACCUCAACAUUGAACAUCAUCGAGUACAUAAUGCUCUGGCAUUCAUCAUAUAUAUCUAUCAUCGUAUACAUUUAUCGUCGUGCAUGCAACGAUCUCCGACAACUAUUUAAACCGGUCAUCAAUUUUACAUCUUUCACUAGACGGAUAUGUGUGUAGUGCUCGUGUCGUUAGAGGAUGGAAUCAUAGGCUCAAUAUGAAUGCAUACUUCACAGAA